Cooperia oncophora is the source of this 282-nucleotide messenger RNA. The record is from the annotation of a GenBank genome assembly. NCBI's taxonomy places the organism in Eukaryota, Metazoa, Nematoda, Chromadorea, Rhabditida, Trichostrongylidae.
AUGCAGCCAAAGGAUGUUGAGGCGAUACUGAAACCACUGUACGCAAAGUUCGCAGAGUACGACAAAACUGGUGACAGUGAGGCCGCUGCCAAGUUUUAUCAUAGCCAAGGAGUCAUCACAAGCAAUGAAACCUACCAGGGUACGGAUGACUAUUUGAUGGCUCAGUGCGACUUUGAGGUGCGUCCGGAAAAAGGAAGCGCCUUCAAGGGCAAAUGUAACCAUAUUUGGAAGAAGGAGGACGGAGAGUGGAAGAUUUAUCACGAAGAAUUUGAAACGAUUUAG